Molecule: messenger RNA, 1209 nt
Organism: Saxophila tyrrhenica
Lineage: Eukaryota; Fungi; Ascomycota; Dothideomycetes; Mycosphaerellales; Extremaceae
Exons: 1
Coding region: 1-1209 (402 amino acids)
Biological process (GO): GPI anchor biosynthetic process
Cellular component (GO): endoplasmic reticulum
Source: RefSeq, a predicted model, not a curated record
AUGCCACCACAAAGCAGAGGGCCUGACCAACAGGUGCCGCAACUCAAACCUGCGCCAUCGCCAGCGGGCUUCCAAUCCAAGUCAACUCCAAACCUACCAACUCUGCGAGCCUUCCACAAGUCCAAAGCGACGAAUGAAGAUGGCACCGCUACUACACUACACGAUGGACCAGCAUCGCCCGAGAUCGUGACGUCUCCCUCCGAGUCAGCAUCAAUCGACGACUUCUCUCUCGACGCCGACGCUCCUCGAUCUCUGGCAGACUCCGACUCGGAAUCAUCCUCUUCCACCUCCAUCCAUGCGGCCUCCCUCCCACCAACACGCCCGCUGUCCCUUCGUCAGCGCUCCUACGGCCACCACAGUCUAGCUCCUCAAGCGUUCGCUCCACCCUUCUAUGGCCGACCGCCGACUCCUCUCCCACCAUCUCCAUCCCUCACCUCACUCCUCCGCCCGACCUUCAGCAGCAACUACAACUCUCGCCCUACCACACCCGACCCUUCUAGCGAUGAAGGCGGCACCAGCACUCCAGCCACCCACAGCCAUCAGCCUAGCACCGCGACAGGCAGCCAGACACCCAGUUCAAGCCUGACCAACACCUUUCGCACCGCGACCAAACCCAUCCCCCGAGCAUCGCCCAAAGUUCCGACCUACGAGUACUACGGCUUCACGCUCUACCUCACCUCAUCACUCGUCUUCAUCGUAUAUCUGCUAUGGAGCUUUCUACCAAGUCCAUUCUUGCAUCAGUUGGGAAUCUACUACUACCCAAACCGCUGGUGGGCACUGGCGAUCCCAGCAUGGACAGUAAUGUUCGGGCUGUACAUAUACGUGGCAUUGGCGAGCUACAACACGGGGUAUCUGACAGUGCCGAUGCAUGCGGUCGAAAGUCUGGUGGACGAGGCAGCUCACGUGGCGGUGGUGGACGGGAAAGGGCAGUUGGUGUUUCAGGAGAAGAAAAGUUGGCAGAAGGAGGGCGGGAAGAAGGAUGGUGGAAAGGGUACGAGGAAGAAGGGAGGCAGGAGUAGGCAGGGAAGUUUGAACAUGGAGCACUCUGCGGUUGACACGAGCCAGCUGGACUGGCGGACGUUAUGGAACGAGGGGACGGACGCUGUGAUGGAUAUACCCAUUGGUGGAGUGUGUGAGAUCCUAUAUGGGCAGCACGACGACAGCGACGACGAGGACCACGAUGUGAAGGGUAAUGCUCACGAUAGAUGA